Messenger RNA from Vicugna pacos (alpaca), 2218 nucleotides. The record is from RefSeq and is a predicted model, not a curated record. NCBI's taxonomy places the organism in Eukaryota, Metazoa, Chordata, Mammalia, Artiodactyla, Camelidae.
CUAUUUGCUAUUCAAGAAAAGUAAUGGUCCUGAGAACCUCCUGUUUUUUUAGAUGUGAUUUUAAAUUUUGUGACUAUGAAGAUGGAAAUCAAAACCUACUUACCUGAUUUUGUAGAAAAUGCCAGGGGCAAUGGAGCGACUUGAUAAAUUGCGUAUGUCAGCUGUGCUUAAGCUGGAGUCGGCUUUGGACAGAGAGCGAAUUUCCAGGAAGAUCCCCCCAGAGGCUGCUCCAGUCUCUCUAACCUGGUUUAAUGCAGCCAGACCCAAGUUCGUCCUCCUUGGCACUGUUUAAUACAACCACCAACGCUGUGGCUCAGUGUGAAGCUGAUCCAGUGGAGAAUGUAUUUGAACAGGAUCUUAAGAUCAAGUUUUACAUCGGUUCCGGGUCCACAUCUCCGUCCUCACACAGUGGAGACGAAGCCGACCCGGUUAAGAUUACAGAUUCUGCUCACCUUCCAGUUCACACCCCAACAAUAAAGAGAAGAGACUGUCACAAUAGAACCCUCUUUCCAACAAAGAAUAAGACCCACCGGUUUUUCCUCACAUCCUUUACGGCCCCUACCAAGUGCCACCAGUGCACGUCUCUGAUGGUGGGUUUGGUAAGACAGGGCUGCUCCUGUGACGUAUGUGGGUUUUCAUGUCACACAACCUGUGUGGAAAAAGCUCCAAGAGCUUGUCCAGUGCCUUUGCAUCAGAAGAGAGGCACCUUCUGUCUAGACCCACAGAAAGGCAUGGGAACAGCCUAUGAAGGCCACGUCUGGAUCCCAAAGAAAGCAGGAAUGAAAAAAGGAUGGCAGAGGGUACUGGCUAUAGUUUGUGACUUCAAACUCUUCCUGUAUCAUGUGGAUGAAGAAAAAGACUCAAAACCCAAUGUUGUAGCAAGUCAUGUGAUUGACUUAAGGGAUGGAGCAUUUUCUGUCAGUUCAGUCUGGCCCUCAGAUUUUAUUCCUGUAAAGAGAAGAGAAAUGCCUCGUAUAUUUAAAGUCACAGCUUCCCAGCUCUCCACGCCUAGUGACAGAUAUUCAGUCCUGGUAUUAGCAGACAACGAGAAUGAGAAGAGUGAGUGGGUGGGAGUGCUGAGUGAGCUGCACGAGGUGCUGAGGAAAAGCCAUCCCCGAGACCGCUCAGUCUAUGCUCCGAAAGAGGCUUGUGACCGCCAUCUGCCCCUGAUCAAAACCACCCAGACAGCUGCAAUCAUAGAUCACAAAAGAAUCGCUCUGGGAAAUGAAGAAGGGCUGUUUGUUGUCCACGUUACCAUCGACGAAAUUGUUCGAGUGGGUGACAUGAAGAAGAUUCAUCAGAUUGAGCUCAUCCCCCAUGGCCAGAUGGUUGCAGUGAUCUCGGGGCGAAGUCGCCACGUGUGCCUGUUUCCCAUGUCAGCUCUGGAUGGACAAAAGACUGAUGUUCACAAACUGGCAGAAACCAGAGGGUGCCAGACCAUGGCUUCCGGAACAGUGUGCCAGGGGGCUCAGACGUGCCUCUGUGUAGCUAGGAAAAGCCAAGUCUUCUGCUAUGAGCUGUUUCAGAGCCAGAAAAUGUCUCACAGGAAAUUCAGAGAGCUCCAGACCCCAGCCAACGUCCAGUGGAUGGCCGUCUGCAGCGAGCAGCUGUGUGUGGGAUUCCAGUCGGGGUUCCUGAGAUACCCCUUGAGGAGAGAAGGAGCUCCAUGUAGGAUGCUGCACGCGCACGACCCGACACUGUCGUUCAUUGCGCAUCAGCCGGUGGAUGCUCUCUGUGCCAUUGAGAUCUCUAGUAUUGAGUAUCUGUUAUGUUUUAAGAGCAUUGGAAUUUACACGGACAGCAGGGGCCUCAGAUCUAGGCCAACUGAGCUGAUGUGGCCAGCAGUUCCAACCUACUGCCGUUACAAGGCCCCGUAUCUCUCGGUGUACAGUGAAAACGCGGUGGACGUCUUUGACGUGAACUCCGUGGAGUGGAUCCAGACCAUCCCCCUCAAGAAGGUUCGACCCUUGAAUAGUGAAGGAUCCCUAAAUAUUUUACUUUUGGAGACAGUUAGAUUAAUAUAUUUCAAAAAUAAGAAGACAGAUGGAGAUGAGCUGGUGUUUCCCGGACCAUCAGAGAAUCCUCAGAAGCAGGUGACCCGACACGUCUGCGGCAAGCGGCUUUCCUCCUCCAGGGUCCCCAGAGGGAAAGCGAAGCCGUCCUCGGGGCUGUGACUUCACCCCCUCGCGUGUGGGCCGGGGGGGCCCACCCGAUGACC